AUGACCAUGGGUGAUGCCCAUACGGUCAACGCCAACAAGGCCUACUUCAACAAACUCGCCGCUGAGUACGACACUAGGUACGAAAAGACAACCUUGCAGCUCGAGAGGGAGAUUCGAAAACGCAAGGAUUUCAUCGGCGCGAAUUGGGUCGUUGAUGAGGACGAGGACGAGGACGAAGACGGUAAUGACGAUGACAGCGAAGACGGUCCUGCAACUGCGCAAGCGCCGCCGCCGCCGCCGGGUGCCGACACCAAGCGUGUGAGACUCCUCGACUACGCCUGUGGAACCGGCUUGAUAUCGAGAGCUCUUGCGCAGUUCACGACGCAUUGCGUCGGCAUUGACAUCUCGGAGAACAUGGUGGCAGCUUACAACGCGCGGGCCGAGAACCAGGCUCGCACGUUCACUAUGGACACACCGUCAUAG
Colletotrichum higginsianum IMI 349063 is the source of this 423-nucleotide messenger RNA. Its product is annotated as Methyltransferase domain-containing protein. The transcript has 4 exons. The record is from RefSeq and is a predicted model, not a curated record. The coding region runs from base 1 to 423 and encodes 140 amino acids. NCBI's taxonomy places the organism in Eukaryota, Fungi, Ascomycota, Sordariomycetes, Glomerellales, Glomerellaceae.